Molecule: messenger RNA, 921 nt
Organism: Solanum lycopersicum (tomato)
Lineage: Eukaryota; Viridiplantae; Streptophyta; Magnoliopsida; Solanales; Solanaceae
Source: RefSeq, a predicted model, not a curated record
AGUUCAUUCCUGGUCUCUGAAACUUUUAGAUGACAUUAGUCGAUCCUUAUUUUCUUGCUUCUCCUGUGCACCUUGCAGAUGAAAUAAAUCAAUCCAUCAUCAUAAGGUUGGUUGAAGUGUCUCAUUGUUAGAAUUUGUAAAGCGAAGUAUCUGAUGAUAGUAAAAGUGUUCCUCUACACUGGUUGAGUAAUUGCAUGUCUUGGUUGUGAUGAUCAAAUUUGUGGUAAGGCUAUGCUUGUAUUUUCAAACAACUAACUUCUCUUCAUAUCAUUUAGUGGGGAAAGUGAAUCUGGGAAGACGGAAUCAGCAAAAUUCAUGAUUGAAUAUUUGGUUAUGAUUAAUGGAGGCAACAAUCGUGUAGAAAAUGAGCUGUUGCAGUCAAGUUGCAUAUUGGAGGCUUUUGGAAAUGCUAAAACCCUCAGGAAUAACAACUCCAGUCGAUUUGGAAGGUUGAUUGAAAUUUAUUUUAGUGCAGAGGGAGGAAUUUGUGGUGCUAAUGCGGCUGUUGGUGGUGCAGCUGAUGGACAGCCACUUUUUGUUGAAAACGAGCAACCUAAGUUUAUGGGGAUUGAAGUUGUCACCCUUAAGAAAAUUAUACCACUUGGGGCUAUGUUCUUUUGUAUUCUGUUUAAUUAUACAAUCCUUAGGGAUACUAAGGAUGUGUUGGUUGUAACAGCUAAAGGGUCUAGUGCUGAGAUUAUCCCUCUCUUGAAAACUUGGGUGAAUUUGUCUAUGGCUAUUGGAUUCAUGCUUUUGUACACAAAGUUGGCUAAUGUGUUGUCAAGGAGGUAAAGAGAUAAAAAUGAAGAAGGUGAACUUUGUUUUUCUUGCUUAAAUCUAAAACAAUAUUUUCUAACAAAUUAAUAAGAGAUGAUACAAAUAUGCAAACUGUUUGUAUAGAAAAAUAGAGAUUAUGUCCUG